GUUUGAAUUGUUGUUAGUUGUUUUUAAAAAUAUUUUUGAAUUAUAAUUAAAUUUGUCUAUGGAGAAAGAGAAGCAGUCAUAUUUAGAAUUGGAAAAUGAAUAUUCUAAAUUAUGUGAAACGCAGGAUUUAUUAUGGCAAGUUUUAACAUUUAGGCAGGAAAUCCCUGGCAUAUAUGGAAAUCUUUUGAAAAAAGAAGCUAAAAUUUGGGCAUCAAAACAGAAACAUCCCAACAUAGUACUUAACGAAGAAAUCACUAGAACACUUAGUAAUUUAAAAAUUGACUCGAGUAGAAUAGAUAUGUUCCAGGAAAUUGAUACAAAGGUAAAUUUAAUAGCCGAAAAAUCUGGGCAGAAUAAAAAAAUGUUAGAAGAAGUUGAACGAAAAACUGAAGACAUAAAUACAAUAAAAGACGUUAUAAAUAAAAACAUACAUAUCAUUAAAAAUAAUCUAAUAUAA
Messenger RNA from Condylostylus longicornis, 457 nucleotides. RefSeq lists its product as uncharacterized. Lineage: Eukaryota; Metazoa; Arthropoda; Insecta; Diptera; Dolichopodidae. The coding region runs from base 59 to 457 and encodes 132 amino acids. The transcript is spliced from 4 exons. The record is from RefSeq and is a predicted model, not a curated record.